CUACCAGCACCGGCAGCUGCAAAGUCUAGUAGAAGAAGAUAAAAUAUUUGUGUCUGUCACUUAACUGUCGCUUAGUAUAGAAUUAGUCAUAUAAAAUAGUAAUAAUUGUUUCACAGUUUCAGUGCUCAGUAUGGUUGUUGGACGAGAAUCAAUAUCAAAAUACUUUGAUACAUAUUAUUGCAGUAGAAGAAGAAGAAGCAGAAGUCCCUACAUACAUGAUGGAGAAUUCUGCUGAUGCUGAGCGAGAAAGUCUGAUUACAAAGCCUUUACUUAAUGAUGAUCAUGACGGUUUUUCAGGAAAGGGUGGCUUCAGAACCAUGCCAUUCAUUUUAGCAAAUGAGUCUCUUGCGCAGGUGGCAAGCUAUGGGCUACAGCCUAACAUGAUUCUGUACUUGACAAGAGAGUAUCAUUUGAACAUGGCUACUGGGUCCAACAUACUCUUUCUUUGGUCAGCAGCAACACAUCUCAUGCCCCUUCUUGGUGCUAUAGUUGCAGAUUCAUUUCUGGGUCGAUUUCGGAUGAUCUUAUUUGGUUGUGUUAUUAGUCUUCUGGGAAUGGCUCUUUUAUGGCUAACAACUAUGAUUCCACAAGCAAAGCCGCCUCCAUGUUAUGAAUCGAAUAACAAUUGUAGCUCAGCGACAAGUUUGCAACUCUUUCUCUUGUGUUGUUGUUUUGGACUCCUGUCUAUUGGAGGUGGAGGAAUUGGAUCUUCAUCCUUGGCUUUUGGUGCUGAUCAGUUGAGAAGAGCAGGUGGGCAGAACAAUGGAUGGGCUCUGGAGUGUUAUUUCAGCUGGUACUAUGCGUUAUGCACAAUUUCUAUUUUAAUUGCUUUACCUUGCAUUGUCUACGUACAAGAAAACUUGGGAUGGCAAGUUGGUUUUGGCAUUCCGGUCAUGCUCAUGUUGUUGUCAACUCUGUCAUUCUCCCUGGCUUCGCACUUAUAUGUCAAGUUGAAGGCUAAAUCAAGUUUAAUUGUUGAAAUGUUUCAAGUGGCUGUAGCCUCUUAUAGGAAACGGCAUAUAGAAUUGCCAACAGAGAGCUCAAAAAUGCUGUACCAUCACCACAGGGGUCCAUCAAUCUGUCUUCCAAGUGAAAAACUAAGGUUCUUAAAUAAAGCUUGCAUCAUCAUAGAUCCUGAGAAAGACUUGACAACAGAUGGAAGAGUAGCAGAUCCCUGGAGUCUUUGCACAGUAAAUCAAGUUGAGGACCUGAAGUCGAUUCUCAAAGUGAUUCCCUUAUGGUCCACAGGAAUGAUAAUGUCAAUAAAUGUCAGCCAGGGCUCAUUUUCUGUACUUCAAGCAAAGUCCAUGAACCGAAAAUUUGGUCCAAACUUUGAGAUGCCAGCAGGUUCUUUUGGUAUGUUUACCGUUGUCAGUGCAGUACUAUGGAUAGCUCUUUAUCAACAGAUAUUCUUGCCUGUUGCGUCAAGAAUUAUGGGGAGACCUGUUCAUCUCUCGACAAGGAAAAGAAUGGGAAUUGGAAUGGCCCUGUCUUUUGUAUGCAUGAUAGUGACAGCAACAGUGGAGGCUAAGCGACGUAGUCUGGCUAUCAGAGAAGGAUAUUCAGAUGAUUUAGAUGCAGUGGUGGACAUGUCAGUACUUUGGCUUCUUCCCCAAUAUUUCCUGAUCGGCGCUGCUGAAACUGCAAGCGCAAUUGCACAGAAUGAGUUCUAUUAUUCCGAGUUUCCAAGAAGCAUGUCAAGUAUAUCUUCCACUUUGUUCUCACUUGGGGUGUCUGCGGCAAAUCUUGUUGCAAGUUUUCUUAUGAACGCCAUUGACAAACUCUCAAAACUGGGAGGAAAAGAAAGCUGGAUUGAGACCAACAUCAAUAAGGGUCACUAUGAUUAUUACUAUUGGGUUCUUGCUGGCUUAAGUGUGCUUAACAUGAUUUAUUUCCUCAUUUGCAGCAAGGCUUAUGGUCCUAGCAAAGAAGAUGAGAAAGAGACAACUUUUCGCGAAGACGAUAACUAGCACUAUAGCUCUUUCAUUGCCGUAAUGUAACCUAGACAAUUUGUAUCGUGAUCAAUAUACCUGCAGAAGCCUGAGAGUCAAGAAUAUCUGUUGAUCCAACAAUGUUUUCAACAAUGUCAUUGGAGAGAGCCGGCAAUGAAGAUCAGACUGAUUUACAUAUCGUUGGCAAUGCCGCUGUUGAAUAGGAUUGUAUCUAUAGAUGUGAUGCUGUUGGUGUAUGAAUAUACAAACUUUACAUGUUUAAGAUUGUAAAUCUGCCAUUUUACUGUAAAAGCUGUCAUCCAACUUAUUAUAUCUGGAUGCACUAAUGUCUUGCAGCAGCGAACUGUAGUAGAGAAAUAAUCUUCCUUGUUAAUAUCCUACAUCAUUGCUAAUUGCACUUUUUUCCCCUC
Messenger RNA from Coffea eugenioides, 2362 nucleotides. RefSeq names its product protein NRT1/ PTR FAMILY 1.2-like. Gene Ontology annotation, cellular component: plasma membrane. Gene Ontology annotation, molecular function: transmembrane transporter activity. Bases 216 to 1970 code for a protein of 584 amino acids. Gene Ontology annotation, biological process: transmembrane transport. The transcript is spliced from 4 exons. Lineage: Eukaryota; Viridiplantae; Streptophyta; Magnoliopsida; Gentianales; Rubiaceae. The record is from RefSeq and is a predicted model, not a curated record.